GACGUUUACGCCCCCGAUGUCGCACACAAAGUGAAACCAGUACGAGUAACGCGAUCCUGUUCCUUUGUGAGUCAUUCGUCGGGUACUUGGAUUCGGCAACCUGUCCAUUCUACCUGAAUACUAGACAAAUGUGGACGUUUUUGUAAAUGGAUAAAUAUUUAAUUAGAAAUAUUUCCGUCAGAACGAUUUGCUUACAUUUGGUGCCUAGCGUGCUAUUAAUUGAAUUCAUCCUGGAGAAUGCAAGCACUUUUCGAUUAUCACGAAAAUGGAUGUCCAUGGUACUACUUUGAUAGCUCAUAUAAAACGUUGUUGGGCGCGUGUCUUAUAGUCUUUGGUGUAUUCGGGGUGCUGGUCAACGGUUGGCUUUUUGCCACAUUCAUCCACAGUCACCUGCUAAUUUCCAAAAGUCACAUACUUGUUCUAAAUCUUUGUACGGCUUCGCUUGGCAGAAAUAUCCUCGGCUUCCCAUUUUCGGGCGCUUCGGCUAUAGCUAAAAGAUGGAUUUUUGGAUCAUCGUGCUGUCAGCUGUUUGCAUUUUUAAAUCAAUUUUUCGGGAUCUUUCAACUGAAUGCUUUAUUUGCAUUAGUAUUGGAGAGGUAUUUGUUGGCAAGGCGCAACAGACGAGAGAAAACAUUACACUUUAGAUUCUACUUCACCGUAGUCGGUGUCUGUUGGAUCAACUCUACAAUAUUCGCUACACCUCCAUUAUUUGGUUACGGCGUAUACUCGUGUGACUCCACUGGCACAAUAUGUUCUUUCCUAUGGCCUGCGCUGACAUCUAGCACGAAAGAGUUAGGUUAUAGUGUACCGUAUGUUAUAAUGUGCGGUCUGGUACCAUUAAUAGCAAUAUUUCAUUUUAUGGGUAAAGCUGUGCGUCUCGAACAAAUAUACUAUAGAAAUGAGCUGUUGAAAGAAGAAAAACGCUUAACUAAGAGUGUACACGGGGCAUGUAUAGCGACGCUAGCGCUGUGGGUGCCAGCAGGAGUGUUGGCCGGCUGGCAAUGGGUACCGCUGCUCAUCUACGGCUACAGGCCUCAUGUCCCGCCGGUUCUCUCGCUGCUAGCACCCAUCGCGUCCGAGGCGGCGACCAGUAUACCAGUGUUGUGUUAUCUGUGCGGAGACGAGAGGCUGCGCGCUGCGUUGCUGGGACGCAUGCGCAAACAAUACGGCCUGCUGCGACCGGACCGCGCACAGCGUUACAUGAGGACAUGUCGCAUAGCAUUUUUCUUAGUGAUAUGGUUGAAUAUAAAUCUUUGGUGUACGGUAUUACGACGUGAUCUCAAGUAUAGGAAUCUGGCUGUAUUCACCACUGUCUUGGCAGUCAGACGUGGAUACCAUUACAUAUUUUACAUUUUGAGAUACAUGGAAUAUAAAUGGGUGGAUGACAUUCAUAAUUGCAGUACUUACGGCUUUAUUGACACAUUCCUGGGAGUGUAUGAAGUUGAAAGUCUGACGCACAUUUGUAUCGAAAGAUACGUAGUCGCUAAAUAUAUCGCUAAUGGUUGGCCUAUAAGAAGAUGGCAUUACAUUUUAUACCCAUGUCUGUGUCUGUUCUUCUCGACAUUGUACUCUCUGGCACCGUUCUUCGGAGUGGGCAACUACGUGAAGGAUUUCUCUUGCUUGACUUGCACAUACAACAUGGUGCUACCUGAAACAUGGGAGAGAUACGCGGUUUUAGGCAUCUUCCUUCUUCGUAGCGCGAAACCAGUUCUAUUCAUGUUGAUAAUGAGAUUCUGGACGCAACAAAUGGAAGCGAAAUACGAUGAUAAAAAUGUUCCUUGGGUGGAAGUGCGAUUUGCUCAUAUAGUAGAUAGUUUAACAACAACAGUCCUCGGGUGCUGGAUGCCUAUAACUACAGUUAGAGCUUUAGUAAUAAUCUCUAUCAAUUUCUUAGAAAUGGAUGUCGACAUGAAGGAAUACGUUUGGGCAAUACAAUGGGCUGUGUGGGUCGAAUGGUUUACGCCGGCAGUAGUGACGGUGUCUCUGCUGAGUGUGGAUCAUCUCCUCAGAUCAAAAAUGUUCGGCGGCGAUAAGACGGAAGAAGACAUUAUCAAAGUUUUCGAAAAGGAAGAUUAAUUUAACUUUUUAAUUCAACUUAUACAUACUAACUAUAGUGAAAACACAAAUGUACUAACAGUUGUAAUACAUGUCUUCCCUUAAUUUUUCGUAGACGAAAUAGGGACAAUAUAUACCCAUGGUAAAAAC
Papilio polytes (common Mormon) is the source of this 2205-nucleotide messenger RNA. RefSeq lists its product as uncharacterized. The transcript is spliced from 13 exons. Gene Ontology annotation, molecular function: G protein-coupled receptor activity. The coding region runs from base 238 to 2076 and encodes 612 amino acids. Gene Ontology annotation, biological process: G protein-coupled receptor signaling pathway. Gene Ontology annotation, cellular component: membrane; photoreceptor outer segment. Lineage: Eukaryota; Metazoa; Arthropoda; Insecta; Lepidoptera; Papilionidae. The record is from RefSeq and is a predicted model, not a curated record.